This is a messenger RNA of Spodoptera litura, 2201 nucleotides long. RefSeq names its product solute carrier family 41 member 1. The record is from RefSeq and is a predicted model, not a curated record. Gene Ontology annotation, cellular component: plasma membrane. Lineage: Eukaryota; Metazoa; Arthropoda; Insecta; Lepidoptera; Noctuidae. Gene Ontology annotation, biological process: monoatomic cation transport. Gene Ontology annotation, molecular function: monoatomic cation transmembrane transporter activity.
UGUCAUUGUCAGUGGCACUUAUUGAAAAUUGUUAUCAUUUUAUUAUUUGUAUCAACUGGCUUGCAGUAGUAGUAAGUUCAGUUAUCCAUUAUCAAAGAAACACUGUGUACAUAUUUUCGAUAAUUUAUAUCUCCGAAUGUAGUACGGACUUUAAGAGAAAUGAGAUUUUUUGUAAGUUAAUUGUAUUGUGAAUUAUACAAAAUACAUUUUAUUAACCGCUGAUCUACUAAGAUUUCAUCUGAAUAAAUAGAAAAAGUUACGGUUUUACAAGAAGCACUUUCACAGAAUAAGCCAAUUAUCGUUGUAGCUAGAUACGGUAUGACAAAAUGAAUUUGCUUAUCAAAAACCCGUGCAAUACCGAAGAGAAAGAGAACUGCCUAUAACAACAUCUGGAACUUCACAAAGUGUUCGCUGCGCUUCGAUAAUAAAUAGAAACAAGACCAAUUCUAGGAUGGCGCGAACCACCGAAAGCGAUCCUGAAACAAAGACUGCUAAUGCAUACAGGCUUAUCGCAAACGAAGAAAAGCCCCCUGACAUAAAAUAUGAGAAGGAAACAUCAUGGGUUGCUGGAGUUCAAAUGUUUGUAUCAUUCCUAUUGGCUGGCUUUGGCAUGGUGGCAGCUAGCCUCCUACUAGAUGUUGUGCAGCACUGGGAAGUGUUCACCAAAGUGUCUGAAGUAUAUAUUUUAGUGCCAGCCCUCCUGGGGUUAAAAGGUAAUCUGGAAAUGACAUUAGCAUCUCGACUGUCAACUCAUGCCCAUUUGGGUCACCUGGACACUAGCUUGGGCUCCCUGGUUGUGGGUAACUUGUGUUUAAUACAGUGUCAGGCAGUGCUGGUGGGGUUCCUGGCAGCCAUGGCUGCUGUAGCAAUGGGCUGGAUUCCAGAAGGACAGUUUGACAUCCAUCAUGCAUCAUUACUGUGUGCGUCUAGUGUGUUAACAGCAUCAUCUGCCAGUUUUGUACUUGGUUUGAUCAUGAUAGGGGUGAUAGUGGUAUCAAAAAAGAUGAACAUAAAUCCUGACAACAUUGCCACACCAAUAGCAGCCAGCCUUGGAGAUUUGACAACCUUGGCACUGUUAUCUUGGAUAGCAUCACUACUGUAUAAAUCUAUUGGCACAAGUAUUAUACUACCAUCUAUUAUUAUCACUAUUGGCGCGCUGCUUGUGCCCGUGUGUGGUUAUAUUGCUUGGAGCAAUAAAUUUACAAGGCAAGCACUGGAUGAAGGCUGGGUGCCUGUUGUGUCUGCCAUGGUAAUAAGCAGUGCUGGAGGAUUAAUACUGGACCACACUGUGUCAGUGUACACAGGUAUUGCUGUCUACCAGCUAGUUAUCAAUGGCAUAGGUGGGAACAUGGUGGCAGUACAUGCUUCUAGAUUGUCUACUCAACUACAUACAGGUCAAAAAGAAGGCUCUGUUUUAGGAAGCACCACUAAACUUCUUCUGGUUAUGGUGAUACCGGGGCAGCUGAUAUUUAUCUACACAAUAGGAUAUUUGAGAGCAGGUCACACAUCAACAACCCCCACUUUCAUAUUAAUUUAUAUGUCUGCUGCAUUGUUACAAGUGUUUUUAUUGCUAACCAUUAGUCAUUACAUGGUUGCAUGGAUGUGGAAGAUGGGAAUGGACCCUGACAACUCAGCAAUACCUUAUCUUACAGCAUUAGGUGACUUGCUGGGUACUGCACUCCUGGGUGUGGCAUUCAGCAUACUGUAUGCAAUAGGUGAUAAGGACAGUGAUUUAGGAGACUAAAAUAAAUCUCAUUCUUGUAUAUUGUUCUGCUUGUACUGCUCAAAAUUAUACCUAAAUGAAAAUCAGAUUUUCUAAAGCAAUGUUUAUAAAUAAGUGAUACUGUUCUAAACAUGUAUUAAUUUUAGCAGUAUUACUGUAUUUUGUGCCAUACUUUUUAUAUUUUCUUUUUCUUGACUAGUGGCACAUCUAAUUCAUUCACAUGAACAUGGAUGCAGUAUCAGUAAACAGUAAUCUAUUUAUUUCUAAUUUUCCUGCCUAUACAAGUUCUGUAAAAUUAUUUUACUUAUUCCUAAUUAUUUUACUUUGUAAUACUUUAAAUGUAUUAUUAAUUAGUAAUGUACUUACAAAUAAAAUACUUACGCAAAGCCAAUGUACAUAAAUGAAGACUUAAAAAAUAUAAUUCUAAUUGGUGCUACUAAGUAAUAUGAAAUGUUUUUGAAAUGAGAAUAUUUUUUAU